AUGAACACCACUGUUACGAACACUGCGGAGGAGAAACCGCUUUUGGCGAAAGCCAGAGGCGCGUUGGACUCUUCUUCCUCCGCGUCGACGUCUCUCGUCGCGAAUGGAUUUUCCCGCGCGAGCAAAAUGGUUGCCGGCGCGGCCGGUCUCGCCUUGGUCUCCGCCGGGACGCUUUCCGCGUCGAGAGCGCACCAAGCGUUUAACGGUCUCGGUUCUGCGGCAUCUGCGGACGUGGUCACGUUAACCUUGGGGUGUUCACCGACCGAUUUGUUAUCUUUGUUGCCGUUUGAACCGAAAAGCUGGACAAAGGCUGAGGUUGGAGUGAAAUUCGUCUCCUCCGCGAUGUCGAAAACGUUUGAUUUCUCGCAAGCGAAAGAGAUGGUUUCGACGUCGCAAUGCGGGGUGUACCAACUCCCGUAUCAAAUGAGCGAGAACAGCAAGUUUGGUUUCUAUUUAUACGAGAAAGGGAACCCGAGCAAUCACAUGUCAGACAUCGGCGCGCAAGUGAAGGGCGGUCCGGUGACGGAGUCGUCUAUUCGAGCGGCGGGGUGGUUGAACGAUAAGAACGCGGCGACGAAGAACGCGAAGACGAUCGACAUCGAGGACAUGCGUAAAGCGGCGAAGAAAGACGCGCAAGAUGCGGAUGCCGCGGCGAAGAGAAUCGCGGAGAAGACGUUUCACACCAAGACGGAGACGGUGACGCAAAGAAGCGCGGCGGCGAGCGGCGACGAAGUCGUUUCCAACCUCGGCUUGGUCGAAACGAGAACGUAUUCUAACUUUAACGGCAACGUGAGAAUCAAGUCCGACACGAUUGCUUGCGAUGGUUUGAAGAAAACGUGCACGUUGAAAUCGUGCGCCGGUGCCGCGUGUACGGAAUACACCAAGCACGACUGCGACGCCGGCAAGCCGGGGUGCAAAGUCUCCGCGGAUUUCAAAAACCCGGCGGAUGUUGCCGUGAGAACGACCGAGGAGAAGAAGUUUUUCCAAGCGACCAUGACGCCGCAAGAAAAGACGCGCGAGCAAAACAGAGAUAUGAUCCAAAAAGCGCAAAGAGAUUUGGGAACGACGGUGGAAGUGUUGCCGACGAGAAGACGCUUGUUGUCCAAGAUUUUUGACAUCAAGAACUCCGUUCAAACCUCGUUGCCGGAAAUGGGCUACGGUCAAUCCCAUCCGACCAGAGUUAUUAAGUAUAUGGCCUCGUGCACGACGAAGCACGUCACGGAAGAUGCGGAAUUCUACCCGAGAAUCCACGACGCGUCCAACCCGGGCCACACGUACGUCUUCGGUUCGUGCUUUAACAACAGAGACCAACAAACGUGCAAGUUACCGACAGAAGUCUUGGCGCCGGGAUGCCCGGGCUCUUCCGCGACUUUAGCCAAAUCGGUGAUUAACCCAAUCACGAAAACGGCUUCUUUGUCUGGUGACUCGUUGCAUUACUUGACGAAUGACAACAUCCAAAUGGAAGUCGCGAAAUGUUUAGGCGACGACCCGAUUAAAGGCGACUGCCCGAAACAAAAGUUUGGCAAGAUUUCCUCCUGGGACGUUUCCAGAGUCACGGACAUGUCGCAACUCUUCGACCACCCGCCGUUGAAGAACAAAAACGACCGAUAUUCUUCUUUCAACGGUGAUCUCGGCAACUGGGACGUCUCGCACGUCACGGACAUGAAGUUGAUGUUUAGCCGCGCCUUGGCGUUUGAAGGAAAGAACAUCAACAAGUGGGACGUCAAGAAUGUCGAAAACAUGUCUGGUAUGUUUAAACACGCGGAUAGAUUCAACGCGAUGAUUUCUGGCUGGAAUACUGGCAAGGUGCGCAAAAUGAACGUCAUGUUCCAAAACGCGUUUGCGUUUGACCAAGACAUUUCUCGCUGGGACGUCUCUCAAGUGAAUGAUUUCACGAGAAUGUUCGCGGGUACCUUCGACAAAGGUUUCGGUCAAGAUAUUACCAGCUGGAGCGUCAAACCGCACGCGAGACAAGUCGACAUGUUCUUUGAAGCGUAUAACUUCCAAUCGAAGUUUGUGUGCGACCACGUCGACCACGGACCAAUCUCCUCGUGCGUCGGCGCAGCCGCGAGCGCCGGGAAGAGCGAAUCCGAAUUAAAGGAAAUGGCCAAGAAGAAGGCGGCUGAAGACGAAGCCGACGAUGACACCGACGUCGAAGAGAAGGCAUCCUUCUUCGGUAGAUUCAAGCAUUGGUUGCAAAACUAA
Bathycoccus prasinos is the source of this 2205-nucleotide messenger RNA. RefSeq lists its product with no specific name. Lineage: Eukaryota; Viridiplantae; Chlorophyta; Mamiellophyceae; Mamiellales; Bathycoccaceae. The transcript has a single exon. The record is from RefSeq and is a predicted model, not a curated record. Bases 1 to 2205 code for a protein of 734 amino acids.